This is a messenger RNA of Cynoglossus semilaevis (tongue sole), 5489 nucleotides long. RefSeq names its product carboxy-terminal domain RNA polymerase II polypeptide A small phosphatase 1-like. The transcript has 7 exons. The record is from RefSeq and is a predicted model, not a curated record. Lineage: Eukaryota; Metazoa; Chordata; Actinopteri; Pleuronectiformes; Cynoglossidae. The coding region runs from base 735 to 1526 and encodes 263 amino acids. Gene Ontology annotation, molecular function: RNA polymerase II CTD heptapeptide repeat phosphatase activity.
AAGAAGUUAUGCUCUCCAGCGAGUUUUUUUCUGUGUAAAGUUUGGAUUUAACAUGUUACAAACGUGGUGCAGAGUAGCAGCUUAACACGAGAACGUUUAAAGUCGUCAGUACUUUCCUUGCGUUGCCAAAGAAGUUCACCGACUUGUGCAAUUUAACCUACGAUAAAAAACGUUUUAAGUGUCUUUUAAUGGUAUUGAAGUCGCUGUUUAUACAGCAGGGAAGUUGGUGAAUGUGUAAUUUAGUUAAAUUGUGUCAUCUGGUGAUAAAAAUAUGUCCUACUUCUAUGUUGUGCGAUUAGCCUGUUAGCUUAGCAUUAGUUUUAGAAACUUUAUUUUAGGCUACUUUGAGGGACCGUCGUCAAGUUUACAAGGAGCAGACGCAAAAGACACGCUGUGUGAGUCCAUUCCUUUACUGCGCCACUUUAAGCGAAGCGGGGAGCCUUGAAACCUCCAUGUUUGUAUCUUGAAAAUUGCGAGCGCAGUCGAGCACCAUAUUGAAAUCAAAGUUGCCAACUCCUCUAUCAAUGUUCGGUAACUUUACGGACUUUAGAGUUGAGCGAACGACGACAGUCGGAGAGGAAUGGGGGCCUUGUAGGCGUUUUGUUGCGACGUUUCCCGCUGUGCAUCGGCUGCGUUUCCUCCUGAGUUAAAGUUGGUUUGAUGCGGCGCCGAGUCAGCGACAAGGGUCUAAGUUUAAAGUGUGAGGUCAGCACUCUGGAUCAGACCUGGAUGUGAUGGACAAUCCGUCCUCAGUGAUCACCCAAGUCAGUCGGGAUGAGGAGGGGAAUAAAGCCGCAGCAGCAGAGAGGGGUUCUUCUCCGUCUCUCUCCUCUAAGAAGCCCAGGAGUGGAGGCCUCUUCUCCAGCCUGUUCUGUUGUCUGUGUCGGGACCAGCCAGAACCACCGCCCGUCAACAACAAUGCCCCUCUGCUGGUUGAGGAGAAUGGAACUGUUUCCAAGAUCCAGGUGAAGCCGCUGCUACCUCCAGUGAAGUCAAAAGACUCUGGAAAGAUCUGCGUUGUCAUAGAUUUGGACGAGACGUUAGUCCACAGCUCUUUUAAGCCUGUCAACAAUGCAGAUUUCAUCAUUCCAGUGGAAAUUGACGGAACAGUACAUCAGGUGUAUGUCCUGAAGCGACCCCACGUGGACGAGUUCUUGAAGAGGAUGGGGGAACUGUUUGAGUGCGUCCUCUUCACUGCCAGUUUGGCCAAGUACGCUGACCCUGUGUCUGACCUCCUGGACAAAUGGGGCGCCUUCCGCUGUCGCCUCUUCAGAGAGUCCUGUGUCUUUCAUCGAGGAAACUAUGUGAAGGACCUGAGUCGCCUGGGUCGUGACCUGAACAAGGUCAUCAUCGUGGACAACUCGCCGGCCUCCUACAUCUUUCACCCUGACAAUGCCGUGCCUGUCGCCUCGUGGUUCGACGACAUGUCUGACACUGAGCUCCUAGACCUCAUCCCGUUCUUUGAGAGGCUGAGCAAAGUGGACGACGUCUACGCGGUCCUCAAGCACCAAGGGGCCACAAGCUAACAGCGCUGAAUCUCCCAUCAGCCUCAGCGCUGAACCCAGUGUCACUGCCAACCAGAACCAAUGAUGUUCCACAGCUGCAGAGCCUCAACUUCUUUUCAGUGACUCUUCCCUGUGUUUCAGGAAGAACGCCACCCAGCUCACCCUGGAAGCCUUAGGCUGCCUCCUUCUGGCCAAACUGAAGACUGCCUGGCUAUGAACCGUAUCUAUUGCAUGAUUGAGGGUUGAAUGAAUGUUUGAGAAACAUUUUUCAAAGCUGAACUUAGCAAGUUCAACUUUAAAAUAUGAAUUGAAACAUGGUUAAACAAAAUUAAGUGGAAAAAAUCCAGACGUUUGCAUAGGAAACCCGUUGGGAAAUCCAUUCAAAACUUUUUUUUUAAAAGACCUGACAUACGCAAAAAGACACUGCCUGCUGGGGACGGCAAAGAAGCUUGGAUUUGAAUGAUUGGAGGUAAAAAAAAAAAAACAGACAAAGCAGCAAAUUCCUCUGUGUGUUAGUCUCAGACAAAAGGACCAGGAUGGGCUGUAAAUGCCAGUGUUGGUAUCUUUGCUUUUCUUUGUUUUUUUUAAAGGUGCCUAAAACCAGAGGCUCUGUUUCUACUUGUUCUAAAAGCCACAAGGAAAAAAACUUGAAUUUUCUCCCAACAUUUACAGACUGUUGAAGGGAGAAAGGAAAGUGCAACUUCUUUUCUCUGUGUUAAUGAAGCGGUACACAAACGCUGGACACAAGUGCAGAACCUGGAGAGUCACGGACACGUAAGCUGUUUUCUGUUCUAUAAUUGUUGUUCACUUCAAAUUCAAAGGUCAAAUUCACCCUAAAAGCUUCUGAGGAAACAUUAGCGGCUGUUCUCGUUUUACAUAGACUGUUUAUAUGAAAUGAAUGUUGCUGUUGGAACAGUAGCCUGUGGGAGUGUUGAAUGGUUUACCAGUUUAUUUUUCUGAUCACAGGUGUCGUCACCACUAGCACAGGUGUCAAAGUAGAAAAGUCACUUUAGAGAAAAACAGAUGAUGCGACUGGGAUUGACAGCGGAACUAUUUUGUAUCAUCCUGGUUAAAGACCACUCCACUGGAGGUUUGUCCUAAAGAACAAAUUCACUGCUGUCUCCACAUUCCAUGGCUGAGUUAACUCCUGACUUAAAAUGAUUAUUAGAGAUCAUAUAUAGAGCUAAACAUUUAAGUCAGUGUUAAUUCAAAAGAGGAAACACAAACCAUCUGCAGGCCUGUAGUGUGACUUGGUUUUAGCUUCUUUAGUUUUUGUGCGGCUGCCUGUACUGAAAACACAUUUGUUUUAAGUGUGUGUCAAAGUGCCUUUUUGUUGGACCUGUGGUUAGCCAAGUCAAAAAGCUAAUUUUUUCAACUACGGUAUCAGAGUAAACUAUUACAGUAUUUUAUAAUAUCGUAUAAAGUAUCGGUAUUUUUCAUAAACAUGGAUUUUAAAAAAUAUAUUUUUUAUAUAUUUUUACAGACCUAAUUAGUAUCUGAUGACGAGCGCAGCAAAUGCUUUUUUUUAAAUCAUUUUGUUUUUAUUGUCAAGAAAAAGGGGCAUCACAUCUAGAGUAGAACUGUUGUGGAGGGUUUUUGUUAUUUUAGUACAAACCAGUUAUUUGAUGGAUUCGGUUGUCAGAACAUUGACCAUUUGUGACUGUUUGUUAGAAGUGUAUUGUAGAGAGUUAAAGUUAGGUAGUAUUGACCCCUGACCUGGAGCAGGACGUAGCCCCUCUGUCACACAUGUAUACAGUAAACUGAUUUUUGUUAUCAGUAUAUUAAUGAACGUUCCCUACAACCAAGCUUCAGUUGGACCAUCCUACUGUCAUGAACCACUUAGGCAGCGUUCAUUUUGACCAAUCGCCAAUUUUUAUUAAAUCUUUUGACUAAAUUGUAACUCUAAAUCCUGAUUACGGCAUAAAAUUGUUUUAAUUUUAGUUGAAGAAAUAUGAAAAAACAUUUGACUAAAUCUCAUUCAAACAGUGAAAUAUUGUUUAUAUAUUUUACUCAGUUCUGAAAAAAUCAAAUCUUAAUUGGGCUUUUAAGGAAUGUUAACUAUGUUUUAUUGAACAUUAUCAUUAUUCACGUUUAUUUAUUGAACAUUAAUAUUUUACAGGGAAUUGUACAGUAGUAUUUGAGUCAUUAAUGUAUACAAGACGUGCGUAGUGGUAUUACAGUGUUGACAGGCCUCAACAGUUUUACUUCAUAGCUAACUUUAAUACCAGGUCAGUUCAUAUAUUGCUGCUUUGGUCAGUUUAGCUUUUCCUGGACCUCAGGAUAAUGUCUGCAGAUUACACUUCAAAUUUGUCAAAUUUUGUCAUUUGUCCUGCUGGACACAGUUGACCAGAUAAUACCUGGCUUUAUCCUGUCUUCUGUUUGUUCUACUACCAGACAAACAUUCCCUAAGAUUGGUUUUUGACCUCAUUUUUUCUCCUCUAAAUUGGCGCUGAAUGGACUUCGUCCCUACAGUUUUGUAUUUUUUUUGUCUUAAUUAUGUUAGUUGGAUUUUACAAUCGACAAUUUCAUCAGCAUUAGCUCCGCAUAAUAAUCUGUUUAGUUUUUGUCUUACAAAAUAAGAUCUUUGACGUUUUGAAAGUUGACUAAAUUAAUACUGCAUUCAUGUCCUGCCUCUUGUCUGAUAUCAUCUAUUUUUCACUAAAUGGGAUCAAAAUUUGCAGAACUUACACACUUGAAACUAGUGAUAGAAACAAUAUAGUUCUCAGGAAGGUGUUUACUGUUACCAGUUGUUUCUUAGCCAGAGAGUUGGGGGUCUGAUUCCUACAGUUCUUGCUGUUGAUUAUUCCUUAAAUUAAUGAAAAUGAUUGUAUCACUAAUGCAACCCUUAAAGGACCAGAGAAAUCACAUUUACCUAAUUUAAUAUACACUGAGUCAACUCCCAAUUAAUCACAUCUGCAUCUAACUUCUCUUUUGGCAACAUUCGUUCUUUAUACACAGUCUGUUACCUGACAUGAUUACCAGAUAUUGUUUUAAAUGUUAUUUUUUUCAGCAGAGGGUGCUGUAUCUGUAACUUUAUCUUGAAUUCACUCCUGGCUCACCACUAAAUGACAGAUGUUGAAUUGGUGUGAACUUGGAGGAAACUGCUAAAGUUAUUAGCCAAGAGCCGCUGUAAAGUCGAAGGCACUUAGAGCACCCUCUGCUGGAUCACACAACUACUACUGCGUAGCAAAUUCAGGCGGGUUAUGAUGCCCAGAUAAGAAAAAAAGAAGAAGAAAAGAAUAGAAAGUGACCGUCCUAGCUUGUAAUGCAGCAAUGGUAGUUGUCAGUGACUGUGAAAAAAUUUUUAGGGUGGAUUUUACCUUUAUUGCUCUGUGAAGUCUGGGACAUUCCCACACUCCACACUACGGUAUGCUCCGACAAUACUGCUCCAAUGAUUGAAAACUGGAUUUUUAAAGAGGAAAAUGAAAGAUGAAAAUGCAUCCCACCAAAUGAAACUCUACUAAAUUUUGUCUUUUUUUUAUUGUUUAACAAAUUCCUGGCAAUCAAAUAUGCCUUUUUUUAAAGAAAAAUAUAGAAUUACUGAUUUUAAUUAUUUUUCUCUCAUACAGUAUUUACACUUUUGCAGAUCGUCAAACACCAGCAGCCAACUAAACCAGUAGCUUGUCACUAUCCAGAUGUGCCUUUCAUAUUAGCAUUAUAACUCUAUUGUUUAGUUGUAAGUCAUGCAGUGGAAAAAAUAGUAUUUAUAGGAACAUUGGAGUCCUGUGUUCAGAACAACAAAGGUUUUUGUUGGGGCCCAUUUGUUGAGACUGUACUUCUUACACAUUCAAUAGAUUUGUAUAUUUUGUUUUGCACAGUAAUAAAGCAAACAAAUCUUCAUUAAUAUAUGGAAAGUUCGUGUUACUGAUCUCAAGAGUCAGUAGAUGUAACCUAAUUUUUCGACCUGUUGUUUUAUUAUACCAAAUCAUAUAUACAUUCUUUAUGUAAUAAUGUAAUUUUCCCCAUAAACCUUCAAAGAAAGUA